Molecule: messenger RNA, 4794 nt
Organism: Lycium ferocissimum
Lineage: Eukaryota; Viridiplantae; Streptophyta; Magnoliopsida; Solanales; Solanaceae
Product: pleiotropic drug resistance protein 1-like
Exons: 21
Coding region: 849-4370 (1173 amino acids)
Cellular component (GO): membrane
Molecular function (GO): ATP hydrolysis activity; ABC-type transporter activity; ATP binding
Source: RefSeq, a predicted model, not a curated record
GGAAAAACGUGCAAUUAAAUAUUUUUUUGGGGUAAUUUUUAAAAAACACAGAAUGAAAACUGGAGCAAAUUUUAAGGACCUCUAGUCAACAAAUUUUCAUUUUUUUCCUGGAAUUUUAGCCCAACCAUGGUGGGUGGGCACUGUAUGUGGGUGUGCCCGCCACAAAUUCAAAUUCAAGGAUUUCUCAAUCGAAAUAACGCGUGAAAUUUGAUGGCACACACCCUUAUUGGGUGUUAUUUCAUGACACCACAUUGUGGUGGUCAACAAAAUUUUCAUUUAUGUUAUAAUUCUUCACUCUUUUUCCACCAUUCCAAACAUGUUCCGAGUAAACUCGGUUGAGACAAACUCACUCCCACUCUCAAUCUCAUCAAUAUACUCUGCUAGAGAUGUACAAACAGCACAGAAUUGGAUGUUUUUGCUAUGUUCAAUCUUAAAUCGUAGACAAACACGACUGCUUUCACUUUAAAAACCUAUACCAACAUGGGGUGUGUGAGGGUUUACUUGUAUCACUUAUCCUAAGCUGGAUGAUUAGGUCAAAGAUCAGUUGUUCCCUUUUUUAUUUCUUAACGGUGACAGUUCCGGUAAGGAAAAAGAAAGAAAUAACUGAUAGUUGGGUGAAAAAAGUGAUAGUUCAGCUGUGUUUUUUUUACCAUUAUCUCCUAUGUACGCUAUAGUAUUUCUUUUGAAAAAUUAAAGAAUGAAACCUAGAUGGAUGUGAUGAUCUCCAGUGUUCUUUUUGAAACAUCUAAUUUGUAAGUAAAUCACAUAAUUGGCGUUUAUGUACUAGUAAGUAAUAGUAGGUAUAUCUUUUUAAGUCCACUUUCACCACACUGCAACUAUUCAGCGCAAUGUUGGAAGAGAUGCUGGCAGAGUUGUCAAGGAGAGAAAAGGAAGCAAAUAUAAAGCCAGACCCUGAUGUUGACAUGUUUAUGAAGGCAACAUCAGUCCAAGGGAAGGAGCCCAAUAUCAUAACAGAUUAUAUACUAAAGAUAUUGGGUCUUGACAUAUGUGCUGAGACACUAGUUGGUGAUGAGAUGAUACGAGGGAUUUCUGGUGGACAGAGAAAGAGACUCACCACAGGAGAGAUGAUGGUUGGACCAGCAAGAGCUCUAUUUAUGGAUGAAAUAUCAACUGGAUUAGACAGUUCAACAACCUUCCAAAUUGUCAAAUCUAUUAGACAAUCCAUCCACAUUCUUAAGGGAACUGCUCUUAUCUCGCUCCUUCAGCCUGCACCAGAAACUUUUGGCCUUUUUGACGACAUAAUUCUUUUGGCGGAUGGGCAAAUUGUGUAUCAAGGUCCACGUGAAGAUGUUCUUGAAUUUUUCGAGUAUAUGGGGUUUAAAUGUCCUAGGAGAAAGGGAGUAGCUGAUUUUUUGCAAGAAGUGACAUCUAGGAAAGAUCAGGAGCAGUACUGGGCAAGGACAGAUGAGCCGUACAAAUUUGUUUCAUCCACGGAGUUCUUUGAAGCAUUUCAGUCCUUUCAUGUCGGACGCGAACUUGCAAAUGACCUUUCUGUUCCUUUUGACAAGGCCAACAGGCAUCCUGAUGCUCUAAUCACCAAGAAGUAUGGCGUUAAAAGGAUGGAACUUUUGACAGCUUGCAUCUCUAGAGAAAUCCUUCUCAUGAAGAGGAAUUUAUCUGUCUACUUGUUCAAGAUUAUUCAACAUCUGUUAUUGGCUUUUAUAACAAUGACACUGUUCCUGCGAAUCAAGAUGCCCAAGGACACAGAGAGAGAUGGAUUCAUCUUCAUGGGUGCCUUGUUCUUUACAAUCAUUGCCGCUAUGUUCAAUGGGUGCUCAGAGGUUCCUUUCACUAUCUUGAAGCUUCCAGUCUUCUUCAAGCAGCGCGGCCUUCUCUUCUUUCCUGCAUGGGCUUAUACUUUGCCUGCAUGGAUGGUCAAGAUCCCAAUCUCAGUUGUAGAGUCUGCCAUUUGGGUUUGUAUGACAUAUUAUGCAAUAGGAUUUGAUCCUGACAUCAUAAGGUUCUCCAAGCAGUUAUUGCUGGUGAUAUGUGUUGACCAGAUGGCUUCUGGAUUAUUUCGCUUGACAGCAGCUGUCGGAAGGAAGAUGAUAGUUGCAAACACAUUGGGAUCUCUUGCAUUACUUCUCGUUCUUGUAAUGGGUGGAUUCAUAAUGUCUCGAGCUGAUGUAAAAAAAUGGUGGUUAUGGGGUUACUGGUGCUCUCCUAUGAUGUAUGCACAAAAUGCCAUUGCUGUAAAUGAGUUUCUCGGCAAAAGUUGGAGUAAUGAUGCUCCUGGCUCAACAAAUACACUAGGAGUUGUAGUCCUAAAGGAUCGUGCAAUUUUUCCUGAUGCAUACUGGUAUUGGAUUGGAGUAGGUGCACUGCUAGGAUACAUUGUUUUGUUCAAUUUUAUGGCUACGCUGGCCUUAACUUACCUCAAACCGUUUGGGAUAUCUCGUGCAGUUUUGCCUGCUGAAACAGUUGCUGAAAGGAACACAAAGAUAAGGUUAUCAACAGGAGAAAUGCAAAAUGAUGGCCAAAGAAAUGCACCUAUUCGAGAAGCCAAGUCAAUCAAGAAGAGAGGGAUGAUUUUACCAUUUCAACCUCUUUCACUAGUUUUUGAUGAUAUCAGAUAUGCAGUCAAUGUGCCUCAGGAAAUAAAAUCUCGAGGUGUUUGUGAGGACCGGUUAGAGCUUUUGAAGGGAAUUAGUGGUGCUUUCCGGCCUGGAGUCCUUACAGCUCUAAUGGGUAUUAGUGGAGCUGGAAAAACCACUUUGAUGGAUGUCUUAUCUGGUAGAAAGACACAUGGAUAUACAGAAGGAAGCAUAACUAUAUCAGGAUAUCCGAAGAAGCAAGAAACAUUUGCUCGAAUUGCGGGAUAUUGUGAACAAAUGGAUAUUCAUUCUCCUAAUCUUACAGUAUAUGAAUCAUUGCAAUUUUCAGCUUGGCUUCGGUUGCCACAAGAAGUUGACAGCUCAACCAAAAAGAUGUUCAUUGAAGAGGUUAUGGAGCUUGUGGAGCUAACCCCACUGAAGGAAGCACUUGUUGGAUUGCCCAGUGGGAGUGGCCUUUCGGUUGAGCAGCGCAAGAGACUUACUAUAGCUGUUGAGCUUGUUGCCAAUCCAUCUAUAAUAUUCAUGGAUGAACCAACCUCAGGCCUCGAUGCUAGAGCAGCUGCCAUUGUGAUGAGAACAGUUAGAAACACAGUUGAUACUGGUCGAACAGUCGUAUGUACGAUCCACCAACCGAGCAUCGACAUCUUUGAUGCAUUUGAUGAGUUGGUGCUUCUAAAACAAGGAGGUGAAGAAAUCUAUGUCGGUCCAUUAGGCCACCAUUCGUCCCAGUUAAUCAAAUACUUUGAGGGAAUAAACGGAGUACCUAAAAUCAAGGAUGGUUAUAAUCCUGCCACUUGGGUGUUAGAGGUCACAUCUAAAGCACAAGAAGCUGCCCUUGGCAUUAAUUUCGCAGCACUAUAUAAAAGCUCAGAACUAUACAGAAACAAUAAAUCUUUCAUCAGAGAAACAAGUAUGCCAAUCCCAGGUUCAAAAGAAUUGAAUUUCUCCUCUAAGUACUCCCGGUCUUUCUUCAACCAAUGCAUGGCUUGCCUUUGGAAACAGCAUUGGUCAUAUUGGAGAAACCCGUCAUACACUGCUGUCAGAAUUCUUUUUACGUCAUUCACUGCCCUCAUGUUUGGAACAGUUUUUUGGGAUCUUGGUUCUAGAAGGAGAAGGCAGCAAGAUCUUUUUAAUGCAGCAGGUUCCAUGUAUGCAUCUGUUCUAUUUCUUGGUAUACAAAAUGCUGCUGUAGCACAGCCAGUUGUUUCCAUUGAGAGAACAGUCUUCUACAGGGAAAGGGCUGCGGGCAUGUAUUCAGCCUUUCCAUAUGCUUUUGGUCAGAUUGUCAUUGAGCUUCCUUACAUUCUUGUUCAAACAGUUGUGUUUGGAGUGAUAGCAUAUGGCAUGAUAGGAUUUGAGUGGACAAUAACCAAGUUCUUUUGGUAUCAAUUCUUCAUGUUUUUCACCUUGUUCUACUUCACGCUUUAUGGGAUGAUGACAGUAGCUGUUACUCCAAACCUGGGUGUUGCUGGAAUAAUCUCUAAUUUCUUUUAUGCAAUGUGGAAUCUCUUCUCUGGUUUUGUUGUCCCAAAAACUAGAAUUCCACUGUGGUGGAGAUGGUAUUAUUAUAUAUGUCCUGUCUCAUGGACAUUGUAUGGAUUAGUUGCUUCUCAGUUCGGGGACCUAACAGAUGAACUUGAGGAUAAUGAAACAGUCGAGCAAUUCGUGAGGAGUUAUUUUGGAUUCGAUAGUGACUUUCUGCCAUAUGUUUCGAUCAUCAUCAUUGGAUUUUGUGUACUCUUCGGCUUCACUUUUGCCUUCUCUAUCAAGGCUUUUAACUUCCAAAGAAGAUAAAAGCAUUCUAAGAUGUGAUUUUGAAGGAGAGAAGCGAAAGCAGUUAAAACCUCUCUUGUUCGGUCACCGAGAAGUCGGACUUAGCUUAAUUGUAUGAAAGAGGGUGCCUAAUGCUUCUCUGCUUCAAUUUCACGGACAAUACAUCUUUCAAGUACAGUGCUUGCUGCUUUUGAACACUUGUAUCUUAUACAAUGUUACUAUUAGAACGUUUUUACUGCAUAUUCUUCAUGUUGUUACUACUUAUUCUUUAUUGUUACUAGAUUAUUUACUGCAUAGGUUGUUAUUUUAGUUUCCACUAUUUUAGGAGUCCAUCAUAAUCUUUUCCUUGAUUUCUGGUAUAGUUCCACUGUAGGAGGAGACUUUGUUAGUUUGUUUUGUGUAUUGGAAUUUUAAUUGACAUAAUCCAUACAAAAUUUGGAUUAAA